This is a messenger RNA of Ananas comosus (pineapple), 1385 nucleotides long. Its product is annotated as protein PTST, chloroplastic. The transcript is spliced from 9 exons. Bases 244 to 1155 code for a protein of 303 amino acids. NCBI's taxonomy places the organism in Eukaryota, Viridiplantae, Streptophyta, Magnoliopsida, Poales, Bromeliaceae. The record is from RefSeq and is a predicted model, not a curated record.
GAAAUACAGAGACGUGCAUUUUUGGGCCAGGUGUUCAUAUCCGCACACACCCUCGACAGAAGCUUCUCGUCGCCCCUAGACUUCCAAAGCCCAUUCCGAGGUUCCCCCUCUCCCUGUAAAACACUGAUGAGGGAUUAAGGCCCUAGGUAAGUAAAGAUCCUAUCCCGGAGUUCCUAUCCUUAAUCCACAACGUCACUACACGCACAGCAGUUUGUUCAAAUCCCCACUUACAAGAAAUCAACCAUGGAGUGUUUAAAGACAGUUUCUAUAAGAAAGCUGGAAUUGGAGCAUCGCUACAUUUUGCGACCUAAUCUCUCAUCAGAUAGGCUAUGGAUUGUGCCGAAAAGGUGCACCCAUUUAAGUGAUGCUUCUUCCAAACAUGGACACCGAGUUAAAUUAGACACAGUUAGAUAUCCCCUACGCCCACAAUUUUGGAAACAUUCAUUGUGGAGGUCUUGUGCUUCAAGUCUUAACUUGGAUGAAGAUCCUUCCCUCUCACCAGAGGAAGAACAACUGAGCAAUAAUGGCGAAGUCAUUUCCAAUGAUCCAUCCAGAAAGCUCCUUUCACGACCAAUGGCUUCAGAUGAGAUGAAGUCGCUGCUGGCUGAUGCUGAGAGAAGUAAGCUUUUAAGGAAACUCAGCGAAGCUAAUCAGUAUAGCAGGUUCCUCAAGCGACAGUUGCAAGUGACAGAUAAUGUACUAGCCAAACUCAAAAGUGAACUUGCCGUACUGGAACUUGAACUUCAGGCGUUGGUUGGUCUAGCCGAAGAGAUAGCUUCUGAUGUUCCAAGUGGUUCAAGAAAGAUUACUGGAAAAUAUAUUCAAUCUCAUCUUUUCUCUAGACUUGAAGCUGUCCGCGAAAAAGUAAAGGAACAGAUAAAGGAUGCCGACUCUCUAGGUCUCCAAGAGAUUACUGUUUUCUGGGUUGGCAUGGCUGAGAGCGUGCAAGUGAUGGGAUCCUUCGAUGGCUGGAGUCAGGGAGAGGAAAUGUCACGGGAAUAUUCAGGCGACUAUGCCAGAUUCUCUGCCACCGUGAAACUCAGACCUGGAAAGUACGAGAUUAAGUUCUUGGUUGAUGGUGAGUGGCAGCUGUCUCCCGAAUUUCCUACUGUCGGUGAGGAUAUGACGAAAAACAAUCUUUUAAUAGUUCAGUAAACUAAUUCACAUGUUUCAUGUUAGAGUAUCAUGUAAUAUAUUUUUUUCGUAAAAUUUCGUUUCUUAUUCCUGAUAUUUUACUGGAGAGGAACAUCGCUAGUUUCUGUGGCUGUUUGUUUCUGUGUAUGUACAUGGCAGUGCCAAGAACUUACUGUAUAUAUACCUAUGGAAGUAGAUGACGGUGCCAAGAACCUACAGUAUAUAUAUACCUAUUUAAAGUUCCAAAUGAA